AGUCAUAAACAAUCAUGGCGUCGUGCGGUGCAGCUGGGACCGGCCCCCUCGUCUUGAGGGUGAUUUCAAACACGGUUAAAAUCGUUAACAGCGCUGGAAAAAUAAUCAAGGACAUCAUGAACAGCGGGAAUCUCGGUAUCGUCGAAAAGGAAGGCAUCAACGACCUGCAAACUGAAGCAGACCGCUCCGUCCAGCGCUGCAUCGUGACCUCCCUUUCCCGACAAUUCCCCAAACUGACCAUCAUUGGAGAAGAGACACUAGAGGAGAAGAAAAUUAGUGACGACUGGAUCAUCACUGACCACGACAAAGAUGUCCUGUCAACGACACUGCCAGAUGAACUCAAGAAUGUCAAAGAGGAAGAUCUUGUCGUUUGGGUGGACCCCCUGGAUGGGACUAAGGAGUACACACAAGGCUUUCUGGAUCACGUGACCAUACUGGUUGGGAUCGCGGUGCAGGGUAAGGCAGUCGGCGGUGUCAUUCAUCAGCCUUACUACAACUACCAGGUGAGGAGGAUUCAGGUGGAAAAGGACGUCUACAAGCAAGGACGAACAAUGUGGGGGAUCGUUGGUGUCGGUGCAUUUGGUAUCAAGCGCACACUACCCCCUGCCGGCAAGAGGAUCAUCACCACGACACGUUCCCACUCGAGUCCAGUCAUCAACAGCUGCAUCGAGUCCAUGAAGCCAGAUGAAGUGCUUCGUGUCGGUGGAGCAGGUCACAAGGUGCUGCUCUUGAUUGAAGGCAAGGCGCACGCCUACGUGUUCCCGAGCAAGGGAUGCAAGAAAUGGGACACCUGCGCUCCAGAGGCAAUCCUCCACGCCACUGGAGGUCUCCUGACAGACAUCCACGGCAACCGGCUACAGUACCACAAGGAUGUCGAGCAUGUCAACGGUGGCGGCGUCCUCGCCACCUGCCUCAAGGAGCAGCACGAGUGGUUCAAGAAUCACAUUCCCCCCGAUGUCGCCAAGACACUGCCCGUACCCUCAACACAAUCCUAGCCACUGCCUAUUCCCUACAGGACAACAGGGCUGCACUUAGAGCUCUAGUACCUCUUUUGUUGGCUUAUGUCCCCGGACAGUUUUAUUCUGGAGUCUUGGUUUCUUCGGUUCUUCUAGCUUUGUACCAGUUUCUAGACCGCUUAUUUAGUCUGUUCUUGUGCUUUCGUUGGGAGUGGGGGACAUAUGUGCUGUUCUGUGCACUUGUUAGCUCUUUUUUCUUUCUUCCCAAGCUCACUGUAAGGUCGUAGAACCAGUGUGCUUGGUUUUUGUCCCUACCUCGAGCACUGGUGAAUUUUGGUACGCACAGUUCUGUAGCUAAGACGAGAUAGUUUUUUUAUAUCUGGAAACGUUUACUUAAGGCAAGUCCAAUGCAUUGAAUAUAUUAAAGAAUCAUCAUGUACGGUUUGUUAUGAAUAACAAGUUUUGAGGUACUAAAAGCUAAUAAUGUUAUGUUGAGAAAGGGAAUGAAUAAUUCUAUAAGUAGUAUUUUAUGGUGUUAGGUAAGGGGUAGUAUACCAUAAUUAUUUUACUUGUAUAUGCAUGUCUGGUUUUUUUUUCUCUGAUGUAGUUUAGAUUCUCUGUGCACUUGCAAACUCCUUUGGCCCAAAUAUUUUUUUUAAAUUUUCUUCAGGUCAAGAUAGCAAAGCAUUGAAGCCAUCAUAGCCUUUUUGAUUUAACAAUAUGACUAUUUUUACGUGUGCAUUCCAUGUAACUCAUGAACGUAAUUUUGAUACCGUUGAUAAGCAAACAAAGUAUUUUUUAUUGGUUAUACAUUACCAGUGAGAAGGGAGCAAAUACAGUCUGCAGGAACAAUAAUAGCAACGGCAGUGCUGAGUGCAUUGUUGUGGCAAUGUUUUUAAUUGUUUGUAAUUUCAUUUUGAGCCCGGUGUGUUCGUCCGAUUUUAGCUGUUGCACUCAUUGACUGUAAUAACAGGUGUUAGUGUAAUAAAUUGACUGUUGUAAGCGAUUUGAGAGUGUGCAAGUUUUGUUGUUCGAAAGGUGUUGCUGCGAAUUGAUUGUAGGUUGUUGUAAUAACACAUUUCACGUAUGUAUUUUUCAGGAUGACAGAGGAUUAGUAAUAUUAUACACUAAAGUUGAUCUUUUUACUCGCCCGUUAAUGCUUGUUGCAUGCUGAAAGUUGUCCGAAGACUGCUGCAAUAAUGUGCCGUUCCGAUGAACAUUAGAGUGAAAUUCAUAUAUUUGACUGCACAAUUUAUUAUGGAAGGCAGAUGUACGGGUAUAGGGCUUGGUUAGAUGAUGUGCUUCAAUGUCGUGCAUUCAAUAAACAGCGUUUGAAUUUUUUGA
Messenger RNA from Dermacentor silvarum, 2300 nucleotides. RefSeq names its product 3'(2'),5'-bisphosphate nucleotidase 1. NCBI's taxonomy places the organism in Eukaryota, Metazoa, Arthropoda, Arachnida, Ixodida, Ixodidae. The transcript has 8 exons. Gene Ontology annotation, biological process: phosphatidylinositol phosphate biosynthetic process. The record is from RefSeq and is a predicted model, not a curated record. The coding region runs from base 15 to 995 and encodes 326 amino acids. Gene Ontology annotation, molecular function: 3'(2'),5'-bisphosphate nucleotidase activity.